Messenger RNA from Neoarius graeffei (lesser salmon catfish), 2214 nucleotides. RefSeq names its product C-C chemokine receptor type 5-like. The transcript has 3 exons. The record is from RefSeq and is a predicted model, not a curated record. Gene Ontology annotation, cellular component: membrane. The coding region runs from base 495 to 1613 and encodes 372 amino acids. Gene Ontology annotation, molecular function: chemokine receptor activity. Gene Ontology annotation, biological process: G protein-coupled receptor signaling pathway; immune response; chemotaxis. NCBI's taxonomy places the organism in Eukaryota, Metazoa, Chordata, Actinopteri, Siluriformes, Ariidae.
AAUAUUAUCCCAGGUACAAUGUGGGAGCAGAAAUAAUGGACUUCUUGAUGAUCCAGCAAACCAUGGAAUAAAUGAAUUGGUCUUGAGAGCAACUGAGCGACUGACUACUUGAUUCCCCUUUUUAUAUUAUUUUUUACCCUUCCCUGUUAUAAGCAAUUGUAGCAGUUCGUAGGAGGGGGAGGAGCACAGAAAGACGGCAGGCCAGAAUAAAGUUCAAUAACUUCGUUUAUUUUGCUCUUUUCAGACGCAAAAAUCACUCUCUCAGCCAAAGGCUUGACCUGCAGGUAUUGGGGUGCCUCCCAUGAUAGUAAUCCUGAGUGCAAGUGAAAUUCUCUGUUUGGUUGCAUUUUCCCCCUCCAAAUAACGGAAAUAAUGCAAUGGCGAGUGGGGGAGAGGAAACGAUGUGGAGUUUGCAUGUUCUCCCCGUGUCUGUGUGGGUUUCCUCCGGGUGCUCCGGUUUCCCCCACAGUCCAAAGACAUGCGGUUAGGUUAAUAUGGGACGGCCUUGGGCUGAGGUGCCCUUGAGCGAGGCACCCAACUGCUUCCCAGCGGACAACUACUCUGAAUACGGCAACCUAGUUCCAGGUGUUUACGCGCCCAACAUCUUCAGCAACAGCAAUGUAAUGGAUUUUAGCCGAGUCUUCCUCCCUACAGUCUACAGCAUUGUCUUCAUUGUGGGGUUCAUUGGCAAUGGCCUGGUGUUGUGUGUCCUGGUCAAGUAUCACAAACCAUUCAACAUGUCAGAUCUGUGCCUCUUCAACCUGGCCAUUUCAGACCUCCUCUUUCUUAUCUCAUUGCCUUUCUGGGCCGACUACGCUGCCAACUCUAAUUGGGCCUUCCCAGAGUUCAUGUGCCAAGCAGUGACAGCACUCUACAUGCUGGGCUUCUAUGGAAAUAUCUUCUUCAUGAUCCUUAUGACAGUGGACCGCUAUGCCGUCAUCGUCCACACCUCUACCUCCCUCAUCCUCAAGCACCGGUCUGUCAGAGCUAGCAUAGCACUGGCUUUGUUUGUGUGGACACUGAGCUUGGGAGUCUCUCUGCCACACAUAAUUUUUUCAAAAGUGAAUAAUACACUUGAGAAUGAAACAAAAUGCAUGUUGGAAUAUUCAGAAAGGAAAGUGUGGAAGUCAUUCCAUUACAUUGAGCUGAACAUCCUUGGUUUUAUUAUUCCUCUUUCAGUGAUGCUGUUCUGCUACUCGCGUAUCAUCCCCAUCUUAAUGACCAUGCAGUCUCAGAAGAAGCACAAAGCUGUCAGGCUCAUGGUGGUCUUGGUUACUGUUUUUUUCCUCUUCUGGACGCCCUACAACAUCGUCAUCUUCCUGAUGUUCAUGCAAGAACUGGGCUACAUGACCAGCCGUCAUUGCUACCAGGACCUGCACAUGGCUAUACAGUGGGUGGAAUGCAUAGCGUUCUGUCACUGCUGCCUCAACCCCAUAAUUUAUGCCUUUGUGGGGCAGAAAUUCAGGAAUUUAUUUUUAAAGAUCCUGAAAGAGUGGUUUCCUCUUUGCUUUGGCCAUUGCACAACAGUUGAAAGCAAGUCCUCAGAGAGGACGACCUCCAGGUACUCACGCGCCUCAAUGAUUUCCAGCACAAAGGCAAAAUUAAAAGUGUAACUGUUAUCGCUUGUUAUCCCCAAAGCCUAUUUCAGUUUGUAAAAAGACCAUAAUACUUUGAUUUUCCCUUUUUUUUUUACAGUAGGUUGGUGAUUGUUUUAUAUGGUUUAUACUUACUUUCUAUAAUUAGUUCAUUUUCAUUGCCUUUCUGGGCCGACUACGCAGCCAACACUAAUUGGGCAUUCCCAGAGUUCAUGUGCCAUGCAGUGACAGCACUCUACAUGCUGGGCUUCUAUGGAAAUAUCUUCUUCAUGAUCCUUAUGACAGUGGACCGCUAUGCCGUCAUCGUCCACACCUCUACCUCCCUCAUCCCCAAGCACUGGUCUGUCAGAGCUAGCAUAGCACUGGCUUUGUUUGUGUGGACACUGAGCUUGGUAGCCUCUCUGCCAGCCAUCAGUUUCUCAAAAGUGAAUACUAUAUCAAAUGUAUCAAAAUGCAUGGUGGAAUAUUCAAAAAGGAAAAUGUGGAAGUCAUUUCAUUACAUUGAGCUGAACAUCUUUGGUUUUAUUAUUCCUCUCUCAAUGAUGCUGUUCUGUUACUCACGCAUCAUCCCCAUCUUAAUGACCAUGCAGUCUCAGAAUAAACACAAAGCUGUCAGGCU